This is a messenger RNA of Acaulospora morrowiae, 1143 nucleotides long. Lineage: Eukaryota; Fungi; Glomeromycota; Glomeromycetes; Diversisporales; Acaulosporaceae. The record is from the annotation of a GenBank genome assembly.
AUGGGAAUAUAUGAGAUGAAGCGAUCAAAAAUUCGAGUGUCAAUCUCGGAACAGAAGGCACAAGAAUUUUAUGAGCAUAUACAAUUUAUUAUUCCUGAUAUUAUACCAUCAAUUUUCGGUUUUAAUGCUGACACAUAUAGAGCUAUACAUUGCAGCAUUUUAGCUCCGUUGGUUGAAAUAAGCUUUGACGACAUCAGGCCAUCUGAAGAAUUAACCCAAUCGGUAGAAAACGCUUUGCAAAGCAUGAAUCCUUAUUUUUCAUUGAGCAAAGUUUUUGAAAAAUUUGGGCACUUGAUUCCUUGCAAAAUAAUUAUCGGAAAGAAACUGACACGUAAUUGCCAAGAAUUCUCAUCGGUUCCAUAUAGAAACGCUAAUCAUUUUAUAAAGACUGCCCACAAAAAUGAUGGCGAGUUCCGUAGUAUUUUAAAUAAAUGGAAAAAUAUUGUAUCGUUAUAUGGAUUUGAUUCAACCUACCUAAUAGGAAAUGAGGGAUGUGUUAAAAUCGAGCAAAUAGAAAAAUGGAUGGCGAAGGAUGAUUUGCAACUUGAAAUCGUCGAGUAUUCGGAUCUGAAGCCAACUUAUGAAAUUCUCGAUCCUUUAAUGUACAAGAAUACCAAAAAAUGUUUUGCAGAAGAAAACCAGGUCUUAAUGACUGGUUAUAUUAAAAUUGAUGACAUAAAUAUUAGUGAUUAUGAAGUCGAAUUCGACGCACCAUUACAAAGUAACAACUAUAAGGUUUUCGGAUUCAUUACAAAUAGUAAUUUAGAGAACUUGAAAAAUUUAAUUGUUCAAUUUAAGUCUUUUACAAAAUAUGGAUUUAAGGCAACACUUAAAAGGUUGGAUAAUGAAAAUAUACUUGAUUAUAAUAUUUCCUGGAUAAUGAUGGGGAUCCCUAAAGUGGUCGGAUUUUAUAGCAUCAAUACUCGAGACCUUGACUUAUCGGGCGAGCAAGAAGUGAAAAUUGAUUUUUUCCCUGACGAGAAAGAAUAUUAUGUCAAGCUAUCUUGCCCAUCUAAUUUUUCAAUCUGCUUCUUAAGUACUUUAAUUGAAUUUCCACAAAAUGAAGAUGCUCCUUUAAUGGAAAUUAAUUACUUUGAUAGAUCGAGAGUGGAUUAUUCCGGAUAUCGAAAUGGUUUCGAAUAA